This is a messenger RNA of Paramecium octaurelia, 1318 nucleotides long. The record is from the annotation of a GenBank genome assembly. Lineage: Eukaryota; Ciliophora; Oligohymenophorea; Peniculida; Parameciidae.
AUGAAUGACUUUAAGUGUACGUAUAUAGAUCAUGAAAAGGAAUCGAUACUGGGAUUUUGUCUAAAUCAGAAUUGCAAUAAAAAAACUUAAUUUUGUUUUGAAUGCUUAAAGGCUUAACAUUCAAAUCAUAUUAUCGAUUGUAUUCAAUUCACUUCAAUGAGCAAAUAUAUUCAAGACUCUUUAGAAGUUUACAAAGAAUCAUGCUAGUAAAUCAUAAACAUAAUUGACUAAAUGAACAUUUGCCUUGAGAAAUUUAAAAAAAAAAUAGAUCAGGAAAUUGAAAAUAUAAAGAAUUUGAACUAGUAACUUGUAAAAAAUGAUUACCCAAGUUUAAAUUCAUAAAUUUAAUUUAUAAAAACAAUUUAUUCAAAGGAAAAAGAAAAAGAAAUAUGUAUUCUUUCAAAUAUUUUGAUAGAAUUAUAACUACAAUAAUUGAAUAAAAUUGUUCUUACAAUAGAAACUGUGACAAAAAUUUAAACUUAAGUGAAUGCUUAAAUUAAUACUGGGAGGAAAAUUAAAAUUACAGAAAUUAAUGUUGAAAGUGGAAACGAUAAUCAAUCCUAAAUUACUAGAGGCUUGGUUAGUGGCAAAAGUAUGAUUAUUAUUGAAGAUAAUUAGAUGAGAAAUUAGAUAAAGAUAAAAAUUUUCAAGAUCUUUAGAAUAUGUUGGAUAAUCCAAACAGACAAGGGAUCGAUUUUUAUCUAUGGAAAAGUAAUAUAUAUUAAUUUUUAUAAUCUAAGGUUACGGAUUAAAUAAUUUAGGAAGAUAUUAAGAAUCUAUUGAGUGUUGUUAAAAGGCUAUAAAAUUAAAUUCUCAAAAUGAUAAGAUAUGGAAUAAUUUGGGUAGUAUUUAUUAAAAAGUUUUUAGGUUUCGCACUAAACAGUUUAGGCAGAUAUUAAGAAGCUAUUUAAAAAUUUGAUAAAGCAAUUUAAAUUGAUCCCAAAAAUGACAUGGCAGAGAACAACAAGGGUAUAGUUCUUAAAAGCAUAAUUUAGGUUUCUCAUUAAAUAGUUUAUAACGAUAUAAAGAAGCAAUUGAAUGUUAUGACAGAGCUAUAAAAAUUAGCCCAAAAAACCAUUUCGCCCAUAUGAAUAAGGGUAAAGUAUUCUUUAACAUAGGUUUUGCUCUACAUUAAUUAGAGUAAUUCUAGUAAGCACUUCUUCAUUAUGAUACCGCUCUUUCUAUCUGUGAUGAUCCACAUAUAUUAUACUUAAAAGGUAAAGGAUUAAAUACUUUUUUAGCUAAUUUAGAAGCUAAACUUAGAAGUAGUUUAUCCAGUAAGCCAAAGAAAAACAGAUCAUUUAGCGGGAUAAAGUGA